AUGGAGCUCUACAUCCGGAAAAACACCGAACUCCGGAAGAAGACAAAGAGUGACUUUGAAGUCAAUCUCUACAAGCUACUGAGCAACAGCGUCUUUGGCAAGACGAUGGAGAACCUCCGAAAGCGUGUCGAUGUGAAGCUUCUCCGACCAAGCGAGACAGAGAGUUUCCGCAAACUUAUCGCCAAGCCGACAUACAAUCGGCUUCUCAUCUUUGGCGAUGCGGGAGACCUCGCAGCCGUUCACAUGAAUAAAAGCAGUCUGCUGCUCAACCGGCCUGUCUUCGUGGGCACGAGCAUUCUCGACCUCUCGAAGCAUCUGAUGUACGUCUGGUACUACAACUAUCUCAAGAUGCUGUACAAGUCGUCAGCAGAGCUCCUCUACACCGACACCGACAGCCUUGUGCUGGAAAUCCAGACUGAGCACGUGUACGCUGACAUGAGACGCAACGCCGGUCAGUACGACACCAGCAACUACCCCAAAGACCAUCCGCUGUUCAGCACAGCCAACAAAAAAGUGCUGGGGAAAUUGAAGGACGAGGGCGCUGGAACGCCUAUUGCUGAGUUUCUUGGUAUCAGACCCAAGAUGUACUCUAUCCUGAAAUCCGAUGGUCUGGAGGAGCGCAAAGCCAAAGGUGUUAAAAAGGCCGUCGUGAAAAAACAUAUCAGUCAUGCCCAGUACAAAGAGGCGCUAUUUGAAUCAAAGCGCUUCCGCCACGGUAUGGAUAUGCUGCGCAGUCGCGGGCAUCAGAUCUUCGGCGAGCAUGUCAACAAGACAUCAUUGAGCCCGCUGAACACGAAGCGCUGGAUCGCGGCCGAUGGGAUCUCUACCCUAGCAUGCGGGCAUAGGGAAGCUGGUGCCGCAGGCGAAUAA
Xenia sp. Carnegie-2017 is the source of this 870-nucleotide messenger RNA. RefSeq lists its product as uncharacterized. The coding region runs from base 1 to 870 and encodes 289 amino acids. NCBI's taxonomy places the organism in Eukaryota, Metazoa, Cnidaria, Anthozoa, Malacalcyonacea, Xeniidae. Gene Ontology annotation, molecular function: nucleotide binding; nucleic acid binding. The record is from RefSeq and is a predicted model, not a curated record. The transcript has a single exon.